Messenger RNA from Drosophila takahashii, 787 nucleotides. It is a transcript of the gene ND-24L, whose product is annotated as NADH dehydrogenase (ubiquinone) 24 kDa subunit-like. The record is from RefSeq and is a predicted model, not a curated record. Gene Ontology annotation, molecular function: NADH dehydrogenase activity. Lineage: Eukaryota; Metazoa; Arthropoda; Insecta; Diptera; Drosophilidae. Gene Ontology annotation, biological process: mitochondrial electron transport, NADH to ubiquinone.
UAUUGGUCGCUAGGAAAGCCACAGACAGGGGUAAAGUAUAUAUUUUGUGACGAUAUGCAGCACUUGCUCCGGGGCCUCCGCUCCAUCCACCUGGCAGCCGAACUCCGGACCGGAGUCAAGAUGGAUGCCUGUGAGAUGCGGGAGAAGCUGAAGUUUGAGUUCUCGGCGGACAACCAGCGGAGGGUCAAAGCCCUGCUCGCCUGGUAUCCGGAGGCCGAGUGGAAGGGAGCCCUGCUGCCCCUCCUGGAUAUUGCCCAGCGACAGCAGGGAUGGCUCUCGAUCAGCGCCGUUCAUGCCGUGGCCGAGACCAUUAAGAUAGAUCCCAUGAAGGCCUACGAGGCGGCCCAGUUCUACACGAUGUUCUUCAUGAAGCCGCGCGGCAAAUAUGUGGUCAGUGUUUGCACCUCGACGCCCUGCAAACUGCGCGGUGGCGAUGAGAUAUUCGAGGCGUGCAAGAAAUCUCUGAACUUGGAGCACGGUCAGACGACUCCGGAUAUGCAGUUCACCCUGAAGGAGGAUUACUGCAUGGGCGCCUGUGUAAAUGCUCCCGUUCUGGCGGUCAACGAUGAUAUGUAUGAGGACCUGGACGAGAAGAGUCUGGGCGAUAUCCUGGCUGCCCUCCGAAGUGAUAGGCUGCCGCCUGCUGGUCCGCAAAACGGAAGAUUUGCCAGCGAGCCCAAGGGCGGACCGACCACUCUGAAGACCCAACCACCGCCGCCCGGCUUUAAGAUGCAGGAUCUGCCGGAUCCGAGGACCAAGAAGUGUCAGUAGCCAUUGAUUAAGUCUU